ACACGUCAAAGCAAAGAACUUUGGAAACCCAGAAUCAAGUGUAAUUCCUAUCUGUCCUCAACACCGAAGUAAAGAAUAACAGAACUCAGGACCCCUAUAAAAUUAACACAAAAGCUAAAGUUUCAGUCCUUGUAUUGGAGACUGGAGACAUAACCUCCUCUCAUCAUCAUCUCUCUCUCCAGUUUCUUUUUCGACACAGUACUAUUUCUUAAGGGAAAAAAAAAUCUAAGAAAAGCCAGCCCAACAGUGUGUUAUUUUAAUCAGCUCGUGCUUAGAAGUUCAAGGUGUCAGACACAUAAAACCAAGGAGGAGCAUUAGAAGCUGCGACUGGGAACGAAUAGAGAGGGGAGAAACACAGAUAAAGAGAGGAGAAGUCUUAGUUUUGUUAUUUUUGGGGGGUUCAAGAGCUUUGGAAAUGGUGAGGGAUUGAGUGCAGUUGCUUAGAAUGGUGAUUAUGUGCUGGAUGGAUACAAAAACUAGGAAUAAAUGGGGUUAUUUUGAUCACAGAAGAAGACAACAUCAAUGUACAAAACGAACAAAUACCACUACAGAUUUGGCGAAAGAAAUGACACCGGGAAGUUUCUCAAACAUGGCUUCUAGCUGGUGUAAUAAGAAGAUCUCAUCCGUCAUUUCAGUUUUUGUAUGCUUUCUUCUUGUUGUUUCUUCAAAGAUUUGUCCUGUUUCAUCCUCGGAAACCGGCAGUCGCCAUGCAACCAACCAAACUUUCCGACCCCAAGAAGAGUUACAGAAGUUGAAGUAUAUAAGAAAGCAUCUCGAGAAGAUUAACAAGCCUGCUGUCAAGACAAUUCAGAGUCCUGUCGGUGAUCUUAUUGACUGUGUUUUGUCCCAUCAGCAACCAGCCUUUGAUCACCCUCAACUUAAAGGACAAAAGCCAUUGGAGCCUCCAGAGAGACCAAAAGGUCUUGAACCAACAGGCAUGGUAACUGAAAACUUUCAGUUGUGGGAUUUGUCUGGUGAAGCAUGCCCAGAAGGGACAAUUCCAAUCAGAAGAACAACUGAGCAAGACAUGCUAAGAGCAAGUUCCAUUAGAAGAUUUGGCAGAAAAUUAAGAAGGCAUGUUAGAAGAGACACUAACAGCAAUGGCCAUGAGCAUGCGGUUGGAUAUGUGACUGGAGAUCAAUAUUAUGGAGCGAAAGCCAGCAUAAAUGUGUGGGCACCCAGGGUUUCCAGUCAGUAUGAAUUCAGCCUGUCACAAAUGUGGGUCAUUUCCGGUUCAUUUGGCGAUGAUCUUAACACCAUUGAAGCUGGAUGGCAGGUUAGCCCAGAACUGUACGGGGACAACUAUCCACGGUUCUUUACAUACUGGACUUCCGACGCUUAUCAAGCAACUGGAUGCUACAACUUGCUAUGCUCAGGCUUCGUCCAAACCAACAAUAGAGUUGCAAUUGGGGCUGCUAUCUCUCCAACAUCCUCCUACAGUGGAGGACAGUUUGACAUUAGCUUAUUGGUUUGGAAGGAUCCAAAGCAUGGAAAUUGGUGGCUAGAAUUCGGAAACGGGGUUCUAGUAGGGUAUUGGCCAUCAUUCUUGUUCACUCACCUGAGGGAUCAUGCAAGUAUGGUACAGUUCGGCGGAGAGAUCGUUAACUCCAUGCCAUCAGGGUUCCACACCUCUACUCAAAUGGGAAGUGGCCAUUUUGCUGGAGAAGGUUUUGGAAAAGCCUCAUAUUUUAGGAACUUGCAAGUUGUUGAUUGGGAUAACAACUUACUUCCAUUAUCAAAUCUUAGGGUUUUGGCCGACCAUCCAAAUUGCUAUGAUAUACAAGGCGGUAUUAAUAGGGUUUGGGGUAAUUAUUUUUACUAUGGAGGACCUGGAAGAAAUGUGAGAUGUCCCUAAGGGAAUGGUAUAGGGUGGGAAUUUUUUCUUCUUCUUCUUCUUCUUCCUCUUGUUGGGUGAUAUGGGUUUUCAUCUCGAGAUCACUCGGUCAGUUUGGGGCUAUUCUUAUACUUAUAAUUUCCUUGUUAAUCCAUAUUUGUUUUCUUAUUUCUUCUCAGCUAACAGCCAACAGAUGAUUUAUCAUGUAUACCUCCCUUAGGGACUGAUGUAAAUGUGGGGAAAAAAAAAGGAAAGGAAAGGAAAUAUUAGUGAAGUUUAUACUAUGGUUUGUGAUUUUAUUC
Populus trichocarpa (black cottonwood) is the source of this 2136-nucleotide messenger RNA. RefSeq lists its product as uncharacterized. The coding region runs from base 446 to 1855 and encodes 469 amino acids. The transcript has 7 exons. NCBI's taxonomy places the organism in Eukaryota, Viridiplantae, Streptophyta, Magnoliopsida, Malpighiales, Salicaceae. The record is from RefSeq and is a predicted model, not a curated record.